AUGGCGUUUGCUGGGACAAAUGUCAGUUUGUCCCAGCCGGAUAUAACGCAAAAACUGACGGAGCGCAUAGAUGAUCUGAAGCAGAGAAUCGCUGCUUGGGGAAAACGGAUUCGGCGAUAUACCGAGAGGUCGACACGGUUCAACCAGAAUCGUCUCUUCCAGAGAGAUCAGAAGAGGCUCUAUGAAUCAUUGGAGCGACCAAUGGUAAGUGGAACUGGUCCAGCACCGAAUCAGGCCGACACUGUAGCAUUCUGGCGCGGCCUGUGGUCAGAGCCCGUAAACCACAGCGAGGGCCCUUGGACGGAAGUUGUGGCGAGUCAGUGUGCGGGUAUUACGCCCAUGGACCCCGUCAUCAUAACGCCGGAUGACGUAGCUGAGGCGGUCCGUAGGGCCCCGAACUGGAAAAGCCCGGGGCUUGACGGGCUGCGUCACUACUGGCUGAAGGGGUUCAUGAGCAACAGGAAUUUGUCCGUGGAAGCAGUAGACUACAGUAAAUGCCUCGGAACUAAAGGCACAAAAACCACCAAAUCACCUCACAUCACUCAAGAUAACGAGAAAUUACUCUCUAAAGACGAGUUUGUUAAAUUAGUAGGAAAGAACAAGGUUGAUUGCAUAGAAAAAGGAGAGUUAACAUCGGAAGAGUCUUUUGAGUUGAUAAAAAGAAUCUGGCAUUUCUUCGGCACACCAUCAAAUUUACAAAACACCGUUUCUCAACAACAAAGUCUAGAAAUCAUAAAUAAAGAUGAUGACUUUAGUCAUUUGGACAUUGAGAAUAUGCCAAUAUUUAUUAACGAUUGGCAAAUAAUAUUGUUGAACCCGAAGAAUCAAAGUUAG
Molecule: messenger RNA, 834 nt
Organism: Parnassius apollo (apollo)
Lineage: Eukaryota; Metazoa; Arthropoda; Insecta; Lepidoptera; Papilionidae
Source: the annotation of a GenBank genome assembly